UACCUAGGUGCAUGAGGUUAGACUUGGUGGCUAUGCGCUGGUUGAUCUGGCCUUCCAGCCUAGAUGAGUGGGUCGUGACCCGACGGAACUGCUCCGCCCUUAACCGCUCCACCUGCAGCGGGAGCUCCCCCUCACUUCCUGUGAAAACAGGAACAGGUAGUACACACACAUAUGUUAUUGGUGCUGGUCUAUCAUCUUGCACUAAAGGAAACAAAAGCGGAUAAAAUGUGGAGUUAUAAGGCCAUUCAAAGCCUCAAAUUAAAACAUUUUGUCAAUACAAAAUGAACAGGGUAUUCCCUCUCUCACCUUCUCCACUGCCGAUGUGAGGCAGCUCCACCAUGUCCUUGGGUGUCGUUGUGACCCCCAGUGCCGGGUCCCCUGUUGCAUGCGUCCAUGUCUCUUUCCUGGCAGGGCGGGACGGGACGGAGUUAUGGACUGAGGUUGAGGAGAGAGAGGGAGAGACCGACCUUCGUUCCCCAGAGUCGGAGCUCGAACGCUGUGGUGGUAUCUGGCUCUGCCCCUUCUCUGGAGGAGCUGUCCUUUCCACUUGGAUCUUACUGAAAUUCUCACUCUCCAACGUAGCUGCCCUCACUGUUCUCCCCUUCUUUAGAGAGACACAGAGAGAGAGAGAUGAUAGAUGGACAGAGACAGAGAGGGAGGGAAGAGAGACAGAGAGAGGGUGAGAGGAGGGGAGAGAGAGAGGUUUGAGACUGACUAAGAUAAGAUAAUAUCAAUGCAUCUACCAUGAAAUGCCCCUAAGGUAUGCCAGUCAAGGGACAGGUAAGACAAGUAAGUUAGUUCUUGUGGCUGAGGGACUCACCUGAGUGAAGGCAAAGGCGGGGCUCUGUGGGCCGUUGGUAAAGGUCUGGAAACGCUGUCUGUAGUACUGAGCCCACAUAUCCGCCAACUGACAAACAGACAGGCAGGCAGAAAGACAGACAGACACACAGAUAGGAAGACAGACAGACAGGCAGGCCAAAUCUGGGCAGUGUGAAUGUGUACAGUGUGUACACUCUAAAAAUUAAGAGUUCAACAAAGGUUCUUCUAUGAUCCUCAAAGUUCUUUGAAGAACCGUAGGGUUCUUGGCACUGAAAAUUGCCCCCAAAAGGUUCUUAAAAGAACCCCAUAGCAGGUGGGGUUCAUUGAGGAACCACCUUAGUUAUUUGAUUUUUUUGCAGGAACCUAAUUGCCCAAAUGAAAAAUGUGGAUUUGAAUUUGAAAGGACAGCAGGUGCAGGCACUUAACUGAAAAAUGUAAAGAUCUCCUCAAUUUAAGUAAGGUUUGUCCCUUGUAUCAUCUAAAUGUAUAUUGUUUUAUGAUGAUACCAUCUAUCUUUUCAUAUUUGUGCAAAUCUUUCUAAAACAGAAAAUGGACAAUUGAAUGGAUAUAAAACCAACAAAGAGGUAUGAAUAUGUUGAAGGAUAGCUGUAUUGGGUGCAGAUGACUCAACUGCUCACUUUUGUUUCUGUGACUGCCGGUAUACAGAGGAAGAGGCAUAAAAAGGGAUGUCAAUUGGUAUUGGUAUGUUAUGCAGGUCACAUUUACCAUCCUCUUCCCUUACCUCUUCAAUGAAUAUCCCAGAGGCCUCUACAUUAUGGACAAGGUGUGUGUAUGAAAACCAUUAUCAAAACUGUUGUUUUCAUUCACAUUCACCACAGAAACCAAGGUAUGAUUACUGUUGUGUGCAUGUUUUGUUAAUCAUCUGUAUAAUUACUAUUUGUUGGAUUCACAGACUUCACCUUUCCUACACCUCUGAUGAAUAUAACAGGAAACCGGUUCGAUCACCACGCACUGCAGAAUAUUUCUGGCUGUGGAUACGGAGAACCUUAACACAGUAAUUUAACAUCAACAGGCCAGAGGAUAUACCCAUGUGACUUGGAGCUCUGCUGGGAGUUUACCUCAUACUGAGAUGAGUGAAUUCUGCUUUGCCACUAAAAUCAUAAUAAACACUGACAAUUAAAAUAUUGUGUUAUUGUUAUGCUGAUUAUUAAUAAUACAUUUAAAAAAUAGUGGGGUGGUGGUAGUUCAAAAAUGUACACCAAAAGGUUCUUUGAGGAUACUUUAAAAGGAGUUAUUUGAAGAACCCUUUUAAAGGGAUCUUCAAAGAACUUGGGUUCCCCCACAGAUUAAAUUUAAAGAAUCCCUAAAGGAUACUCCAGGAACCUUUUCCUUUUAGAGUGUAUGGCAUUAGUAUACAAGUGGGAAAGUGUUGGUGUGUGUGUGAGAGGGAGGGAGAGACAGAGCGAGUUAGUUGUACCUUCUGGUGUGUGGUGCAAGAUGGCUCUGCAUGGAGCCUGAACAGCCUGAGGUGCCGAUCACUGGGGGGCUUGUAGUCAGCCCCAUAGGUGCUUUGCUGCCCCACUCUGGCCUGAGGGCCCCGAGACUGGAGGAGAGAAGAGUGGAGAGAGAUGGAUGAACCCUCACCUUUAACUAACCAAGAGCAUCAUUGAAAAGUAUUCAUUCUAGUAAGCAUUAUGAGACAAUCUCAUUGAUGACCUAUUCUUACUAGUUGAAUAGCCUAGUGUUUAUGUUAUGAAAAUGAUCAAAUAUGGCAAUGAUUAACCCGUACUAGACAUACCUGAAUUUGCCUUAAAGAGUGCAUUAAAUUGCUCUUGUUCCCUGAUAUUUAAGAUGGUCAUUCGUCAAGUAUAAAUCGGGGUCAACGCUAGCGAAACUAAAACAGGCUACAUGAGACAGUGGUUAAAUGUGUGUUGGAAAACCCAUAAUAGUCUAUGUUCCAUAGAACGUUGGAACGUUUGAGUCAACAUAAUAUACUUUUAUCGAUUCCUUAGUUACGCAGCGACAUCAUAAUUAGGGCGAUGUCAGAGCAUUCCAAAAUAAUCUGAGUCUUCGUAGCCAUUCUAAAAACAAUGGUCAUAAAUGAAAGAACAAUGAACAAUACAAAAUAUCGUAAUAAAAUCAACCAUGAAUGGGCAUUUUCACUUCCUUCAUUCUUCACAAUACAUGUCUUAUUCACUGUGUGGUUCUCUGUGUAGGCAAUUGUUCAUUGUAUGACAUCACAAGGGUUGGUCUUUGUAGAUUCUGGUAGUUAGAGGAACGUGCAUUAACGCCCUGGACCAGACGUAGUAGCCUGGGGCCGUGAGAAAGGUGUGGACGCAGUCAUAAUUUCACCGUAGGUUUAGCCGCUGACGUAACGAAAGAAAAGCACACCUACAUUUGUCAGAGGGAGAGUUUGACCGUACUGAAAUCACAAGUGUAGGAUUAGGAUACCGUAAACUAACAUAUAUCACAAUCAAAUCCAAGUUAUUGGUUAAAGUUCAGUUGAAUGCCGAGAGACUCUUUGAACAUAAUGGACACUCAUGUGAAAGCAGGACAAGUUUACCUUCAACACCGAAAUGUAGAAAAGAAGUGGAAGCAGCAUUGGCUGGCUCUCUACCCCUCCAGCCGCUGCGGUGUAGCCAGGCUAGAGCGCCAGGAGGUGGGGGGAGGAGAGCGGGCCGGUCCCUCUGGGGUCUGGAAGCACCAGGACAAAGUUAAGGAGAAGAGGGUGAUCCGCCUGUCAGAGGUGAUCAGGGUCCUGAGGCUACCCCCACACGCUGAGGCCUGCCCCAAAGACAACAUGGCCUUCUGUGUGGAGACAGACGGCAGGAGGUACAUCUUCGCAGCGGAUAAGGACAACUGCGUGGAGUGGGUGGAGAGGAUGUGUGACCUCGCCUUCCAGGGAGGCUCCACUGGUCAGCAGCCUCAGAUUCAGAUGGAGGACAACCAGAUCUACGUCUCCAGGGAGGAAGUUAGUGAGUUCAGGGUGGGUGUGAAGCAGACGGAUGUAGCGAUGCGCUGCGGCCUCCAGGGGGAGUACUAUUGGCUGCAAGUGGCCCAGGAGGGGCUGGUCCUUAAGGAGGCGGAGACCAGGAAGAGUUUGCAGGACUGGCCCUAUCGGCUGAUACGACGCUAUGGCAGAGACAAGUUGACAUUCUCCAUCGAGGCGGGCCGGCGUUGUGACUCUGGACCCGGAGCCUUCACCUUUGACACAUGCCAAGCUGACGACAUCUUCAGCCUCAUCGAGAACGCCAUACGGGAACAGAAGGCCGUCGCCGGGGACGAAUGUGAGGGCCACACUGUGGCUGCUAACCGUAGCCCUAACAUGCCUCGUGCUCGUUCACCACUGCCCAAACUACCAGAUAGCGCAGCCAUUUUAGAGGGCAGCUACAGCUUUAAGCCAGUAUUUUCAAACGCUAUUGGCGCAGAGCAGUGUGUGUACUCACAGCCGCCUAAUUUGAUUGGCUCUGAGGAGUGUCCGUACUCUGAGCCAGCAGACAGUAUUAAACCCAAAGCCCCAGGCCUCAACUCCUAUCUGACGCCCCCAACGGCCUCCACCCUCACCCCCUCUAUCCCUCUAUACCCCCACAAUCACCAUGGCAACCGAACGGAACCAGUGUACGCCGACCCAGCAGACAUCCUCUCACUCACACCCCCGAGAUCUACACCACCACCACCACCGCCCACUUCCUCUUCCUGCUCUUGUCACCACGGCGACAAGCCAGAGCCGGUCUACUCCGAGGUGUAUGACCGGGGACAGGAACCUGGCAAAGAGCAACCCAUCUAUAGUGAGCCUUGUGUGGGGACCCCAGCCAAGGGCCCCAACACUGACCCGUUCGCCCACCUUUACAGCCAGGUCUGCAAGCCAGGCUCUUCAUCCUCAUCUUCAUCAUCCCCCUCUUCCUCCUCAUCAUCAUCGUUGACCAUUACCAGGACCUUGGCCACCAGGAGGCCCACUGCUGGACGCCAGUCACCAGAGGUCAUCUAUGAAAACAUGGGGUUCAUUUAGGAUACUCUGCUGCGUCUGAAAUGGCACCCUAUUGCCCUUUAAGGUGCACUACUUCUGAUCAGUGCCCAUAAGGAUAUAUUGAGACCAAUCCACACAUUCACUCAUUUCACAAUGUUAUUGUAAACUUACUUUAUUUAUUGAACUUGUUUUCACAUACAGAAUCAUUGUUUUUUCUUAUGAUGUAAUAACUUUUGUAUAACCUGAUAUGAAUAUCAAUUUUGCACACCAGUGUAAUGAACAUGGGAGAGGGAGAAAAGAGUGACAGCGAUCUUCCAGAAGUCUGCCAGUGGUCGAUGUAAAUAUUACAAACAGUGUUAGCCUCCUCCUCCCCAACAGAAACCAAUGACUUCCGCUCAGUCUCACAUCCUUUUCCUAAUUGACUUUGUUUUACUGAUGUGAUUCAAUAAACCAAUCAUGGGUGUGUAUCCAGUAACUCUCCCUCCACUAUUUGUUUUGUGCAUUGAUUGUUUAUUUUUUUGAAAUUGUAUUGUGCCCCUCAAUAAAUGAGACUACUGUUCAGUUCAA
Messenger RNA from Salvelinus fontinalis (brook trout), 5314 nucleotides. It is a transcript of the gene dok1a, whose product is annotated as docking protein 1a. Gene Ontology annotation, biological process: positive regulation of MAPK cascade; cell surface receptor protein tyrosine kinase signaling pathway. The transcript has 6 exons. Gene Ontology annotation, cellular component: cytoplasm. The coding region runs from base 3287 to 4789 and encodes 500 amino acids. Lineage: Eukaryota; Metazoa; Chordata; Actinopteri; Salmoniformes; Salmonidae. The record is from RefSeq and is a predicted model, not a curated record.